This is a messenger RNA of Vigna unguiculata (cowpea), 2229 nucleotides long. Its product is annotated as phosphatidylinositol/phosphatidylcholine transfer protein SFH3-like. The record is from RefSeq and is a predicted model, not a curated record. Lineage: Eukaryota; Viridiplantae; Streptophyta; Magnoliopsida; Fabales; Fabaceae.
AUUGUGAAGCAACAGAGUGGCUUGCAUUUCGCAAGGCCAAAGAAUCACCAAAUCAAGACCUCUUCAACAGAAAAUGACAGAUAAAUAAACAAGGGAAAAAUAAAAUAGCAAAGUCUAAAUUUGUCUACUAGUUCCACCAACUUUGAGCCUUUGAAUAUCCCAUCGUGCCCCCACAUUCAGAGGUUUAUUCGGAAACCAUAUAUUCAGGCUUUUGAUCUCUUGGUUCUUGCAACCCCUACAUUCCAUAGUCAAGGCGUACGUCAAAGCUUCAUUGUGGGUUCUUGAUGUAUUCUAGUACUUGACUGCCUUAGGGCCAUUUUUGCUUCUGUGAGUAAGAAAAAUUUAUUAUUCAUGGCUGAAAUCGUGCCUUCACCUGUUGACCAACCCGUUAAACCUGGCAGUGAAAGUGAAUAUUCCGACGAUGAAAAGAAGAAAAGGGUAGGAUCGUUCAAGAAGGUGGCCAUGAGUGCCUCACUUAAGUUCAGGGGUUCCCUUACCAAGAAGGGGAGGAGGCACAGCAGGGUUAUGUCUCUCGCUAUCGAGGAUGAUCUUGAUGCAGAAGAGUUGCAAGCUGUUGAUGCUUUACGCCAAGCACUUGUCUUGGAAGAACUAUUGCCCUCAAGACACGAUGAUCACCGUAUGAUGCUAAGAUUCUUGAGAGCAAGGAAGUUUGACAUUGAGAAAACAAAACAAAUGUGGGCAGAUAUGCUUAAAUGGAGGCAGGAAUUUGGUGCUGACACCAUCUCAGAGGAUUUUGAAUUCACUGAACAAGAUGAGGUUCUAAAAUACUACCCACAAGGGCAUCAUGGGGUUGACAAGGAUGGCAGACCCGUUUACAUUGAAAAACUGGGUCAGGUUGACUCUGCCAAGUUGAUGCAAGUAACAACAAUGGAUCGUUAUCUCAAGUACCACGUAAAGGAGUUUGAGAGGACCUUUGCUGUUAAGUUACCUGCUUGUUCCAUUGCAGCAAAGAAGCACAUCGACCAAAGCACUACUAUUUUGGAUGUGCAAGGAGUGGGUCUCAAGAGUUUGAACAAAGCAGCAAGAGAUCUCCUCCAGAGGCUUCAGAAAAUUGAUGGUGACAACUACCCUGAGUCACUGAACCGUAUGUUCAUCAUCAAUGCUGGUUCUGGAUUUAGGCUCUUGUGGAACACCGUUAAGUCAUUCCUAGAUCCCAAGACCACCGCAAAAAUCCAUGUCCUGGGUAACAAAUACCAGAGCAAGUUGCUUGAAAUCAUCGAUGCCAGUGAACUUCCAGAGUUCUUGGGUGGUACUUGUACUUGUGCAGAUAAAGGUGGUUGCAUGCUUUCUGACAAGGGGCCAUGGAAUGACCCAGAUAUCAUCAAGAUGAUUCAAAAUGGCGAGGGCAAAUGCAAGAGACAAACCUUGUCAGGGAUUCAGGAGAAAACAGCCACAGAAAACGGGAAAGCACAUCAAAAUGUAGGAAACAAAGAAUCAUUUCCACAGACAUUCAAUGUUGAUGUGCCAUGCGCAUCUCCAGAGAUGGUAAAGCCUGUGUACAACUACGAGGGAUUUGCCCCUGUGCUUGGCAAGCCAGUAAAUUCAUCAUGGAACAAAUUAAUAGAGAAUGACAAAGGUGCAGAUUGUUUUGCUAGCAAGACACCUAUGGUGAAUACCAAUCACUUCGUUGGUGGAAUCAUGGCCUUCAUUAUGGGGAUUGUGACCAUGAUCCGCAUGACAAAGAACAUGCCAAGGAAACUGAAUGAAGCAGCACUGUUUAGCAAUCCAGGAUAUUAUGAGAGCACUAUGAUGAAAGCGGCCACCUUCUCAUGCAAUGAUUACAUGACCUUUAUGAAGCGCAUGGCUGAACUAGAAGAGAAAGUCACUGUCCUCAACAAGAGAUCUAUCAUGGCACCCGAAAAGGAGGAAGUGCUGAAUAAUGCUCUGAACAGAGUCACCACUCUCGAACAUGACUUGGAUGCAACCAAAAAGGCACUUGACGAAGCCCUUACUCGACAAGGAGAACUCCAAGCUAAAAUUGACAAGAAAAGGAAGAAGAGGAAGUUGUUCCGCUUCGGCUGUUUAGCUGCUUGAUAUCAAAUAGUUUUACUGCAUCAGGAAGAAGAGUUGUAAAAUUGGAGGUUUUCCAUUUCGACAGCUUAUCAAUGUUUUAAUAAAACCUUGUGCCGAUCCAAUAAAAAGUUUGCCAUUCCCAGACAAUUGUGCAUAUGUCGGAAUAUUGCAUAUUUUUUUGACCAAAAAAAAAAA